This is a messenger RNA of Mucor mucedo, 1835 nucleotides long. RefSeq lists its product as uncharacterized. The record is from RefSeq and is a predicted model, not a curated record. Gene Ontology annotation, molecular function: protein binding. The coding region runs from base 72 to 1790 and encodes 572 amino acids. NCBI's taxonomy places the organism in Eukaryota, Fungi, Mucoromycota, Mucoromycetes, Mucorales, Mucoraceae. The transcript has a single exon.
CAGCAGUUAUAUUUUUCUAAAGAGAUAGAAAACUCUUUUUUUUCCUUUGCGUUAAAACUUACAGAGUGGGAAUGGACAGACUUCCUCGUGAAACGUUCUUGAUCGUAACAUCCUACGUGGACUUUGAAACGAGGUUUCAAUUAGCCUGCGCAUGUAAACUCUGGUACAACAUCAUUAGCUCUCACAAUCUGUAUGAAACCGUCUACAUGGAUCGCGAUCUUCAACCCGUCAUGGAUUUCUUUAAAAAGAACCCACCCUUUCGAUCCACAGUGAAAUCCUUGCAAGUUAAUGCCACGGGACUAAACUUUCGUUUACUCAAACAAUGGCCCGCCCUUUUCCCGAACGUUGUUAACUUCUCUCUUGCCAGUGCCGAAAUUGACAUGUUUGGCUCCGACUAUGAGGACGAACAGGACGAGGAAGACUAUACAGAGGAAGAGGAGUCCUUUGAACUAGGCAUCUGUUUCGAUAUACAAGACGAGAUCUUCAAGACAUGGGAACGAUUAGGUAGUCUCAGUGAAUUCACAAAGUUUGUCUAUACCGGCACCAUGCUUCAUUCCGGAUCCUAUCCAGAUUUAACCCUCCUUGACAUCAAUUUCAGCAUUGUCCCAGACCACAUGGUAGAUACUGUCAUGGAUCAUUUAUUAAUGGGAAUUCAGCAUGCACCCAAUUUACAAUGCUUUAAAGUGAUUGCAGCCAAACUCACGUUAAUGAAACUAAAUGUGUUACAUGCCCAUGCACCCCAUCUUCAAGCUUUGAUUUUAGAGGAUAUGACAUUAGGAGAAGAUACGAUGGAAAUUAGUGGACCACCUUCCUCUCAGCCUGCUCCAACUGUCACACGUCUGGAAAUGCAAGGCAACCGUUUCUCGUUUUAUGAAAACGAUGAUCUAUGUAUCACAGAUUGGCUCGAUUAUGUAGCGACAAAAUACCCUGCUAUGGAAAUUCUAAAGAUGAAUCAAUUCACACCGGCAAGUGAGACCUAUGAUAGUUGCAUUAUUCAUUUAGUAGAGCACUGCCCUCGGUUAAUAACAUUGAAUGUGGAUGUGUGUUAUUUAUCCACCAAUGUAUUGCGAGCCUUGGACGACACUCAAAUUCGACUUGAAAAAUACAGUUCUCAAUCCCAGGACAUGACUCAGUUACGAAAUCUUUCGCUUUCAACAAAGCAACGGCAUUCAGUGUAUCGAUUGGAUUUAGUUGUGCCCAUCGGUGCAACUGAUUUUGUGGAAUGUCUUUCUCGAUUCACAGGAUUGACCACGAUUAAUACCUAUCCUUCCUCCGAUAUUGAUUACAUGGUUGGGAAACCUUUACAUGUCCCUAUCAAUACUUUUCUGAAGCAACACCCGCGCUUGGAAUUUUUGACGUUGAGUUCAUGUGUACUUUACAUGGGCCCAGCAGAAGAAGAAAACGAAAACCGAUCCGUUUUGGAUACAUUGGAGUUAGAAAAAGUGACACUUAAAGAUAUAUCUGUGCUUCAAUUCAUUCCAAAAGCAUGUCCUUCAUUACAAGUCAUGGUUUUGAAGGCUCGGUUCUUAGAUGAACAACCAGAUAAGACGGUAUUGAAUUUUUCAGAUCAUGAUUUGGUGUAUAUGGAUAUUUAUAUUCAAAACCAUGCGUAUGUUUGUGUGGUGGAAGGUGGAGUAGGACAAUGGUACAAGUAUGAAAAACAGGACAGGAAAAUAAAAUAUGUAGUAACGACAGAUGAAGUAAAAAAAGGUCACAUCUUGGAGAUUCGAAUGCACUCCAUUGGCCGCAUUUCUUUGGGUGUACCUCGCGAUCCGUUUCUCAUUGUUUGAUAAGGUUAGCACAUACAAAUAAAAUAUAUGAAAUUGUUUACCAAA